UUUUGGUUUUUGAUAUCGUGCUACUUAAUGGAAAAUCACUUAUUAAUUACUCUUUGGAAAAGCGGCGUGGAUUUCUAAGAUCUGUGAUUACAGAUAGGCCAGGUUAUAUCCAAGUUCUUCCUCACAAAGUAGGAAAUUCUAUGAAAGAUUUGACUGAGGCUAUGGAUGAAGCUGUUAUGAAAAGGCAAGAAGGGAUUAUAAUCAAAAAGCCUUCUAGUACUUAUGUUCUUAAUGAACGCGUUGAUGAAUGGGUUAAGAUCAAGCCUGAGUAUUUGGAUACACUUGGAGAUGACUUGGAUUUAAUUGUUAUUGGUGCCGAUUACGGUGCAGGAAACAGAGGCAGUAAGUUUGGAAGUUUUAUGUGCGGAUUAAGGGAUUCUAAGGCGGCUGAUGAUGAAGUUAGAAUCUUAUCAUUUUGUCGUUUUGGUACUGGGUUCACAAUGAAAGAGAGUGAAGAAUUUAAAUCAUUAGAAGGCUGGGUACCCUUUGAUCCUAAUCGAAUACCAGAUUGGCUUAUAAUUGGUCGUGAUAGACCACACAUGAUAAUUCCACCAGAAAAAUCAGUUGUAGCUCAAGUUAGAGCAUCUGAAAUAGUACCUGCAAAUGUAUUUGCUGCUGGUUUUACCCUCCGGUUUCCUAGGUUCGAAAAAAUUCGUCCAGAUAAAGAUUGGCAUUCUGCCACUAACUUUGAAGAAAUGAUGCAUCUUAGGAAAGAAUCUUCAGGACGUCUACAGUCUAAGAAAGUGACAGAAGACGACUUGGUGACAACUUCAAGAUCAACAAAGAGGAAAAUUAAGGCUCCACAGAGGGUUAGGCGUUCCGCUCUACUUGAAACGUACACUUCCCAAAGUGGUCCAGUCGAAAAAAAAUCCCGGAUAUUUAAAAAUAUGAAAUUUUAUGUUAUGGUGACUAAAUAUAAAAGUUUCACGAAGUCAGAUCUAGAACGUAUGAUUAAAGAAAAUGGCGGUGAAUUUUUCCAACAUCCUAAUGCAUCACCAAAUAUAUAUAUAAUUGCCGAAUCGUUAUCAA
Molecule: messenger RNA, 1029 nt
Organism: Scutellospora calospora
Lineage: Eukaryota; Fungi; Glomeromycota; Glomeromycetes; Diversisporales; Gigasporaceae
Source: the annotation of a GenBank genome assembly